Molecule: messenger RNA, 2766 nt
Organism: Trichechus manatus latirostris (Florida manatee)
Lineage: Eukaryota; Metazoa; Chordata; Mammalia; Sirenia; Trichechidae
Gene: UNC5D
Product: unc-5 netrin receptor D
Exons: 18
Coding region: 1-2766 (921 amino acids)
Biological process (GO): axon guidance; netrin-activated signaling pathway
Cellular component (GO): membrane
Molecular function (GO): netrin receptor activity; protein binding
Source: RefSeq, a predicted model, not a curated record
AUGGCGAGAGCGGCCGCCGCAGGAGGAGGUGGCGGAGGGGCGCGCCGGUGGCUCCCGUGGUUGGGGCUCUGCUUCUGGGCGGCCGGGGCUGCGGCUGCCCGAGGAACCGACAAUGGCGAAGUGCUUCCUGAAUCCAUUCCAUCAGCUCCUGGGACAUUGCCGCAUUUCAUAGAGGAGCCAGACGAUGCUUAUAUAAUCAAGAGCAACCCCAUUGCUCUGAGAUGCAAAGCAAGGCCAGCCAUGCAGAUAUUCUUCAAAUGCAAUGGGGAGUGGGUCCAUCAAAAUGAGCACGUCUCUGAGGAAAGCUUAGAUGAGAGUUCAGGUAAGAGAGUUGUCAAAGUCUUCAUAAACAACAAAAAACAACUCCUGGAUUUACGGAAAAACUUUGAGCAAGAUCCACAAGGAAGGGAGGUUCCCAUUGAAGGCAUGAUUGUCCUGCACUGCCGCCCACCAGAGGGAGUCCCUGCUGCUGAGGUGGAAUGGCUGAAAAAUGAGGAGCCCAUUGACUCUGAGCAAGACGAGAACAUUGACACCAGGGCUGACCACAACUUGAUCAUCAGGCAGGCGCGCCUCUCAGACUCAGGGAAUUAUACCUGCAUGGCAGCCAACAUCGUGGCCAAGAGGAGGAGCCUGUCAGCCACUGUGGUGGUUUACGUGAAUGGAGGCUGGUCUUCCUGGACAGAGUGGUCAGCCUGCAAUGUUCCCUGUGGUAGAGGAUGGCAGAAACGUUCCCGGACCUGCACCAACCCAGCUCCUCUCAAUGGUGGAGCCUUUUGUGAGGGAAUGUCAGUGCAGAAAAUAACCUGCACUUCUCUUUGUCCUGUGGAUGGGAGCUGGGAAGUGUGGAGUGAAUGGUCCGUCUGCAGCCCAGAGUGUGAACAUUUGCGGAUCCGGGAGUGCACAGCACCACCCCCGAGAAAUGGGGGCAAAUUCUGUGAAGGUCUAAGCCAGGAAUCCGAGAACUGCACAGAUGGUCUCUGCAUUCUAGAUAAAAAACCUCUUCAUGAAAUAAAACCCCAAAGCAUUGAGAAUGCCAGCGACAUUGCUUUGUACUCGGGCUUGGGCGCUGCCGUCGUGGCCGUUGCUGUCCUGGUCAUUGGCGUCACCCUUUAUAGACGGAGCCAGAGUGACUAUGGCGUGGACGUCAUUGACUCUUCUGCAUUGACAGGUGGCUUCCAGACCUUCAACUUCAAAACAGUCCAUCAAGGUAACUCCCUGCUCCUGAACUCCUCCAUGCAACCAGACCUGACAGUGAGUCGGACAUACAGUGGGCCCAUCUGCCUGCAGGACCCUCUGGACAAGGAACUCAUGACAGAGUCUUCUCUCUUUAACCCUUUGUCGGACAUCAAAGUCAAAGUCCAGAGCUCAUUCAUGGUUUCCCUGGGAGUGUCUGAAAGAGCCGAGUACCAUGGCAAGAAUCAUUCCGGAACUUUUCCCCAUGGAAACAACCGUAGCUUUAGUACAAUGCAUCCCAGAAAUAGAACGCCAUACAUCCAAAAUCUGUCAUCACUUCCCACAAGGACAGAACUAAGGACAACUGGUGUUUUUGGCCAUUUAGGGGGGCGCUUAGUAAUGCCAAAUACAGGGGUGAGUUUACUCAUACCACAUGGCGCCAUCCCUGAGGAGAAUUCUUGGGAGAUUUAUAUGUCCAUCAACCAAGGUGAACCCAGCCUCCAGUCUGAUGGCUCUGAGGUGCUCCUGAGUCCUGAAGUCACCUGUGGACCCCCAGACAUGAUAGUCACCACUCCCUUUGCACUGACCAUACCACACUGUGCAGAUGUCAGCUCUGAGCACUGGAAUAUCCAUUUAAAGAAGAGGACACAGCAGGGCAAGUGGGAGGAGGUGAUGUCAGUAGAGGAUGAAUCGACAUCCUGUUACUGCCUUUUGGACCCCUUUGCGUGCCAUGUGCUCCUAGACAGCUUUGGGACCUAUGCCCUCACUGGAGAACCAAUCACAGACUGUGCCGUGAAGCAACUCAAGGUGGCAGUUUUUGGCUGCAUGUCCUGUAACUCCCUGGAUUACAACUUGAGAGUUUAUUGUGUGGACAAUACUCCUUGUGCAUUUCAGGAAGUGGUUUCAGAUGAAAGGCAUCAAGGUGGACAACUACUGGAAGAACCAAAGUUGCUGCACUUCAAAGGGAACACCUUUAGUCUUCAGAUCUCUGUCCUCGAUAUCCCGCCAUUUCUCUGGAGAAUUAAACCAUUCACUGCAUGCCAGGAAGUCCCGUUCUCCCGCGUGUGGUGCAGUAACCGGCAGCCCCUGCACUGUGCCUUCUCCCUUGAGCGCUACACGCCCACCACCACCCAGCUGUCUUGCAAAAUCUGCAUCCGGCAGCUCAAAGGCCAUGAACAGAUCCUCCAAGUGCAGACAUCAAUCCUAGAGAGUGAAAGAGAAACCAUCACUUUCUUUGCACAAGAGGACAGCACUUUCCCUGCACAGACUGGCCCCAAAGCCUUCAAAAUUCCCUACUCCAUCAGACAACGAAUUUGUGCUACAUUUGAUACCCCUAAUGCCAAAGGCAAGGACUGGCAGAUGUUAGCACAGAAAAACAGCAUCAACAGGAAUUUAUCUUAUUUUGCUACACAAAGUAGCCCAUCUGCUGUCAUUUUGAACCUGUGGGAAGCUCGUCAUCAGCACGAUGGUGAUCUUGACUCCCUGGCCUGUGCCCUUGAAGAGAUUGGGAGGACACACAUGAAACUCUCAAACAUUACCGAAUCCCAGCUCGAUGAAGCCGACUUCAACUACAGCAGGCAAAAUGGACUGUAG